This is a messenger RNA of Mustela lutreola (European mink), 5709 nucleotides long. It is a transcript of the gene STON1, whose product is annotated as stonin 1. Gene Ontology annotation, biological process: clathrin-dependent endocytosis; regulation of endocytosis; synaptic vesicle endocytosis. NCBI's taxonomy places the organism in Eukaryota, Metazoa, Chordata, Mammalia, Carnivora, Mustelidae. The transcript has 4 exons. Bases 483 to 2690 code for a protein of 735 amino acids. The record is from RefSeq and is a predicted model, not a curated record. Gene Ontology annotation, molecular function: clathrin-cargo adaptor activity. Gene Ontology annotation, cellular component: synaptic vesicle; AP-2 adaptor complex.
AUACUCAUAUACUGUAUGUAGCUCAAAUAAAUUCCUCCCCACCAACUUCUGCGGUAGGGAGCAUGCUCUCCCUGUCCUGUGGGCCCGAGACUCAAGGGAAGGAAGACGCGCCAGAGAGAAGAGAAUGUUGAAUCAGACAUCAGAAGGACUUGGUGGGGAAUCCGGGGCAGUAAAGAGGGAGUGAGGAGAGAAGGGGGACCGGCAGGGAACGAGGCGGGGGUGGGGCAGCGACCGGAGUAUUUGCGGAGUGGCCGCCCCCUCCCCGCUCGGCCACUCCUGCUGGCUCCGGGGCCUCCACGCCCCCUCCUCCCUGCUUCUCCGCCACCCCCUCCUCCUCCCCCUCCUCCCCCUCCUCCCCCUUCUCCCCCUCCUCCUCCCGCUCCUCCUCCGGUGCGGAUGGCGGCGGCCAGAGUCGGAGCCCCAGCUGCGCUGCCCAUACGGCAUAUCUGAUUCAUAGACAAGACCACAGUCUGGUUCCAAAGAUGUGUUCCGCAAACCCAGGCAACUGGGUCACAUUUGAUGAUGAUUCUGCCUUUCAGUCUUCUCAAAAGUCAAAGAAUUUACCUCAGGAGAAUCAAAGCAUCUGUAGGCCCAAUGGACUUAAGCUGAACCUUUCUGGUGCUAAGGAAUUUCCCAGCGGACCUUCCUCUGCCAACAGUACCCCCCUUUCCUCUCCCAUCAUAGACUUUUACUUUAGUCCAGGACCUCCAAGUAAUUCUCCUCUUUCUACACCUACCAAGGACUUCCCCGGUUUUCCUGGCAUCCCCAAAGGAGGGACUCAUAUGCUUUAUCCUAUCCCAGAAUCAUCCUCAAACAGUCCAUUUACAGCACCAGGAGCAGGCUCCUCCGUACUGUCGUCUAAACCGACCUGUUUAUCCCAUGCUUCCUUACCCAGUGACCACUCAUGUACACAUCCAGCUCCCAAAGUGGGUCUUCCAGAUGAAGUUGGCCCUCCCCAGGCUGAAAGCCUAGGGUUCCAAAAUGAUGCCCCCCAGUUUCAGUAUUUUCGGGAGGACUGUGCUUUUUCAAGUCCAUUUUGGAAAGAUGAAGGCAGUGCUUCCCAGUUUGCCUUUGACCCUUCAGGAAGCAGAAAGAUGUACCCAUCAAGAGACAAAGAGAUGCAUCUCGAUCAAAAAAGCUUAAAUCAGGGUUCAUUUAACUACAUCUGUGAGAAACUUGAACAUCUCCAAUCAGCUGAGGACCAAGACUCAUAUGGAAAUUUGUCUAUGCAGUGUCUAUAUGCUGAAGACACUGCCUCUUCCUUUGUCCCCCACACACUUUUCAGGAGUCAGCCAAAACCUGGAUGGUCUUUCAUGUUGAGAAUUCCUGAGAAGAAGAACAUGAUGUCCUCCCGUCAGUGGGGACCAAUUUUUCUAAAAGUCUUACCUGGGGGAAUUUUGCAAAUGUAUUAUGAGAAGGGGUUAGAAAAACCAUUUAAGGAGUUACAGCUCGAUCCACAUUGUCGGCUUUCUGAACCCAAAGUUGAGAACUUUAGUGUAGCAGGAAAAAUCCACACUGUGAAGAUUGAACACGUGUCUUACACAGAAAAAAGGAAAUAUCACUCUAAGACAGAAGUAGUUCAUGAACCAGACAUUGACCAGAUGCUGAAGUUAGGGUCCACAGAGUACCACGAUUUUCUCGACUUCCUGACUACCGUGGAGGAGGAGCUAACAAAGCUGCCACCUGUUUCAAAACCAAAAAAGAACUACGAGGAACAAGAAAUUUCCCUGGAAAUAGUGGACAACUUUUGGGGGAAAAUCACUAAAGAAGAAGGAAAAUUGGUUGAAAGCGCUGUCAUAACUCAAAUCUGUUGCCUCUGCUUUGUGAAUGGGAACACAGAAUGCUUUUUGACCUUGAAUGACCUUGAGCUGCAAAAGCGAAAUGAACGCUAUUUUGAAAAAGACCCAGAAAAGAAGGGGAUUGGUAUUCUUGACCAUCAUUUUCAUAAGUGUGUGAAAGCACAAGAAUUUGAGCAAUCAAGAAUCAUUAAGUUUGUACCGCUGGAUGCCUGCCGGUUUGAGCUGAUGCGUUUUAAGACUUUGUAUAAUGGAGAAGAUCUUCCCUUUUCCCUCAAGUCCAUGGUGGUUGUCCAGGGGGCCUAUGUGGAGCUUCAGGCCUUUGUCAACAUGGCCUCAUUGGCUCAGAGACCAUCCUGUGCCAGUGCCUUGAGGUCCUGUGACAAUAUCAUGAUACACUUUCCUGUUCCGUCACAGUGGAUCAAGGCCCUCUGGACCAUGAACCUUCAGAGGCAGAAGUCCCUGAAGGCCAAAAUGAAUCGCCGGGCAUGUCUGGGGAAUUUACAUGAACCUGAAUCUGAACCUGUUAUACAGGUCACCGUGGGGUCAGCAAAAUAUGAGAGUGCCUACCGGGCCAUCAUAUGGAAGAUAGACCGGCUUCCUGAUAAAAACUCAAGUCCUGAUCAUCCCCAUUGCUUGUCAUACAAAUUGGAACUUGGAUCAGACCAAGAAAUUCCCUCUGAUUGGUAUCCAUUUGCUACUGUUCAAUUUGGAAUGCUGGACACCUGUGCCUCGAGGACAGAGGUCAGGUCUCUGGGGGUGGAGAGUGAUGUCCAGCCACAGAAGCAUGUUCAUCAGAGAACUUGCUACAACAUUCAGGUUGAAAUAGAAAAGAAGAGGAUUAAAAUCGAUGGAGAAGACCCAGACAGAGCUGAUGACUGCGUAACUCAGUAGGAGUAGCAAGAGGAAAUGAUGACCUACUUUUCAAAUAUGUCAUUCACAGAAACCACACGCAGAUCUGCUUCUGUGUACUGGGAGUGAUUUCAGAAUAGUGGGCCUGGGACAUGUCCAGUGGCCGUGUUUUGAGAAGUGAAGACCUGAAACCGAACAAUGUUUUAUGCUUUUGAUAAUGUUUGUAUUCCAGGGGUUUCAUCUAAAAUGUCUAUCAUUUGUAUGAUGUUUUUGCUUCCCAUUAAAACUCUAAGUUUUAAUGUGUUACCAGACAGCCAUCUUGGCGAAAGGGUUUUGGAUUUUUAAUUAUUCAGUGUCUAAGUGUUUUGCACUUUGGGUCACCUGGGGGCCAUAUUUAUCAUCUUCUAGUCCCCAUCUCUUCUUGCUCUGUUAGCCCCUCUACUGGAGGGUGAGGCCAUCAAAGGAGACAUAGUGGAAAUACUCCAUCUUUCCUCUUGCUUGUCUCUGGGAAUGUGGCUAGAGGUGGGGUGAUGCCAAAACCACAGGUUAAAGUGGUGAUGUGGAAGUAUCUGUGAUUUUGAGUAAUUUAUCUUCCUGUGCCCAUACUACAUUGGUGAAUAAUCAUCGACUGUAUUUGGUACCUGUCUUUCCCCCAUAGUGUUAGCAUUCUCAAAAUAUAUUUGUAUUCUGGUGUGUUGUUGCAAAGAAGCUAUUUCUGGGGAUAUACAUAUUUUAGUUCAAGUCAGUAAGACAUAUUGCCUUUUGCUUGGAGAGAUUCCUUUCAGAAUGGAAUGGUAUUGGACACUAGUUAAAAUAUUUAUGUAUAUUAGAGAUGAAUUUUUAAAGUUCAUGAAUAUUGUCUCCCAAAAGUACAGACUCUAAGAAUGUAUUUUUGAUAAAAGUAUUAUUUGUAAUUAACACAAGCCUCUCUUGAGUAGAAUUCUAAGUCACAUUAUGAUUAUUUUAUGCUGGUUCUGCUAUUCUGCUACGUAUGCUAAUUCUGCUUACUUUAGAGUAUUUCUCUUUAAAAGGUAAAGAAAAUGAGACACUAGAUUAUUUUACCUGGAUUUUUAAGAGGUGACGUUUCUAUUCUUCAAAGUCAGGUAAAUGCUUGGGGUUUCUUUUUCUUUUUUUUUUGCUUCAGGUUUCUAAUAAAAAGCCAAUGGCAUUAGCAGUUAUAAUUCUGUUUAUAAUUUUCUUUCAGUAUUUACAGUGGAAGGUAAGGCUUAGAUUUAUGAAUUCUAUAGUCUACAUAUUUUUUAGUCUGGAAAAACAAAGUAAUCCUUGGGGUAUUACUACACCUUCAAUUUGUAUUAAAUCUUAAAUAUGAUUAGGAGGCAUGUUUCUUUAUUUACCAGAUUUGUUUUUAGUCAAAGCUGAUGAUAUAAUAAUGUUCUUCCAAACAGCAUUUAUUUGUUGGUGCACAGACUCGAUGCUACAUGUUUUAUUUAAUGUUGUAUUUACAUUCAUUUUAAUCUGUUCAGGAACAGAUUAAAACAAACACGAUGGUCUAUAUCAAUCAGUGGAUUUUAUUGCUCUUCAUUAUUAUACCUUAAAGACAAAAGAUGCAAAGGUUGGCUGUUAAAAUGUUCUUGUUCUUCUUAACUUCACUUGAUGCUUGUAAACUUGAUGGUUGUAAUGUCACAUGUUUCAGACUCACUGUGGAUGCGUAGGAUCCUGAAUCUGUGUGUGUGUCAUUAAAAAAAAAAAAAAAUCCACUGUCUUUCCCCAUCAGCUGGUGUGGCACAUUCUGGAGUGACUUCAGUCAUGCUCAGAACAAAUAUGGAGGCAGGCUAGACCGGAUGCUGCUCCAUGAUCCUAAGGAAGUCAUCUGGGUUAACUACUGUCUUUCCUUUUAAAUUUGCUCUAUGGCAUCCUGCCCAUAAAGAACUCAGGGUCUGAUUCAGAUGAACUUAAUGAAUAUUUACACCUCCAAAUAAUUUCAGCAAAGGGUGCAGUGAAUCACCCCUCAUGUUCCACAGGUUGCCCAGUAUUGAUGGGUUACCCCACUGCUGGGGUCAUUCACCCAGCAGCCAUCCAGCCUUCAGGAGCAUCUCAAGAUUCCGUGUUGAAAAUAUUAGUAACAAAAGGCUGACUGAAGCCCAAAUUGAGUUUCUGCAGCAAUGCAAAGGUUGAUAGCAUGAACAGCGGGGUGCUACAGCAUAAUUGUUAAUUUGCACAUCUAUUAGGAUCCUUAAAUAUUCAUUACUUAGCAUUAAAUUAACAUUCUGUGAAGGGAGGAGAGGCUUUUUAAUACAAUUCUUCUGACCUCAGAAAUGGCAGAAGGUCAAAUGUGACCAUGGUGCUCUAAGUGAAAAAUCUGGUAAAAUUCAUUUAGACUUACAAAUUAAGAAGUGAAAUUGCUUUCGUCAGAAAAUAAAUGAAAAUCUUCAAAACAAUCACAAAACCCCUGCUUUUAAGACUGGGAAGGGAGGAAGGAUGUGAGUGAGGGAGGAGCUACUCCUUUUUAACAUUUUAAUUUAAGUACUUUAGAUCUACUCUUUAUGAGUUGGACUGUUUGGGGAUCAGUUGUUUGAUGGACACACUGGUGGAGUUCCAAGGAGGUGACCAGUCUGAGACGAGUUUUUCUGCCCUCAUUGUUCUGAUCUGGUUGCCUUACUAGUCAAAGGAUCAUAUUAACCACGUAAAUGAAUUCAUGGCUUGAUGGUUACCUGAUCAAUUGUACAGGUCUGAAUUUAAGUACAUUUCCUUUUUCUAUGGGAAGAAAAAUAGUUGAUCCACUAAAAAUGUAUAAAAAUAAUUUCUUCCCAGCACAUAAAUAAGGGUUGGAAUUUUUGACCUGAUUUAUACAUUAGACAGUUUUAGGGUUUUAGUUUCCUUCAUUCUGGAGCUGUACUUAUGAUACAGCCCUUUUUCUUACAAAUUCAGUUAGAAGGCCUUCCUUAAUAAUAACUCAACAUUAUUAUGUCUUACUCAAAAUAUGAUUUUUAUGUCAUAGCAAUACAAAUAGAGAACAGAUUGAGCCAUAAUAAUCAUGUAACCAAGUAUUUUGUAGAUUGCAUAUUGAUUUUUUAAAAUUAAAGAUGUAUUUCAAAUGCUU